Gallus gallus (chicken) is the source of this 7074-nucleotide messenger RNA. It is a transcript of the gene VTI1A, whose product is annotated as vesicle transport through interaction with t-SNAREs 1A. Gene Ontology annotation, molecular function: SNAP receptor activity; SNARE binding. The record is from RefSeq and is a predicted model, not a curated record. Gene Ontology annotation, cellular component: SNARE complex; late endosome membrane; Golgi apparatus. Bases 79 to 765 code for a protein of 228 amino acids. Gene Ontology annotation, biological process: retrograde transport, endosome to Golgi; Golgi to vacuole transport; intra-Golgi vesicle-mediated transport. The transcript is spliced from 9 exons. Lineage: Eukaryota; Metazoa; Chordata; Aves; Galliformes; Phasianidae.
GGGGAGCAGAACGCGGAAGCGGCUUCGCGGGGAGCGGCGGAGCGCGGCGUCCCGCCGGGCCGACCCCACGGCGCGGCCAUGUCGUCCGACUUCGAGAGCUACGAGCAGGACUUCGCCGUGCUGACGGCCGACAUCACGGGCAGGAUCGGCCGGGUGCCCAAGCUGCUCGGAGAUGAGAAGAAGCAGAUGGUUGCAAAUAUUGAGAAGCAGCUUGAAGAAGCAAGGGAACUGCUUGAGCAGAUGGAGCUGGAAGUUCGAGAGAUCCCACCUCAAAGUCGGGGAAUGUACAGCAGUCGGAUGAGAAGCUACAAACAAGAAAUGGGAAAACUUGAAGCUGACUUCAAAAGGUCACGGAUCGCCUACAGUGAUGAGGUGCGGAAUGAGCUCCUAGGGGAUGACGGGAAUUCCUCAGAGAACCAGUUGAUAAAAUUACGUGAAGAGAGGGCACAUCUGCUCGAUAACACAGAGAGGCUGGAAAGGUCAUCUCGGAGACUAGAGGCUGGAUACCAAAUAGCAGUGGAAACCGAGCAGAUUGGACAGGAGAUGCUGGAAAACCUCAGCCAUGACAGAGAGAAGAUCCAGCGUGCUCGGGAAAGGCUUAGAGAAACAGAUGCAAACCUGGGGAAGAGCUCUAGGAUACUGACAGGGAUGUUGCGAAGUUCAAAACUAUGGAGAAGACAGGGAUUGAAAAUAUGGCUUGCAGCAAUGGGCUUUGGACUUCUCUCUUUGUUGUUAAAAAACAAACAGGUUGGCAAUAUUCAUUGAUAUAUAGAAACAGCAAUGCCAUUAUCUGGGGAGUAAUUUAAAGAAAAUUAUAUACAAUAUUCUGUUAGUUAAUGCCAGGAAAUAAAAAGCACACAGCUUUACUUCUGAAAAUGUGCGUUCCGGUUAAUGAAAAACAUUACCCUGCAGCCUCGGUGGGAUUUUUUCCACUUGUAAAAAUUGGUUGUUUUUGUGUUGGUUUUUUUUUUUUUUUUAAAGCAAGAAAGAAACUGAUCCCACACUUUUCUAAAUGGAAUUUUUAGGCAAUGGCAAGGCUAAUCAUCUCUAGGCAAUAAACAAGCACAAAGAUAAAGAUUGAGCGUUUUGCUUUUCAAAUGAUUUUUUUUUUCUUUUUACCUAAAUGGUAGAUUUCAAGUGGGGGUGAUGGUUUGUAUCAAAGAUGUGCUUCCAUACUUAGAACAGUGCAGACGCUUGAUAUUCCCAUUUAGCUAACGCCUGUACAGUACAGUACCAACCCCCUUCUGUCAGUAUGGCUUGAAAAAAAACACUUAUAAAAUACAGUCUAGCUUUGUAAAUAAUAUCACUCCUUACUAACCGGAGGUCUAGGUGGUGCCCAUGAAACUGGUCAGACUGGGGGUGCUGCUCUAUCCUUUUUCCUACAAAAUGGGAGAAGAGGCAGUAGGAGCAGCAACCAAAGAGAGAGAUGAUGUUGCUAUUAAAAUUGAGUUUUAUUAAGUCCCUAGUCAUGGUGGCUGUAUUAAUGGAUGGGUAACCAAGUAGUUUGUAGCUGUAUAUGUCUAUCACCCAGCUUACUAAAUAUUUAUUAGACCAGAAUUUGGUCUGAAUGUUAUUUGUCUUUAAAUACAAGCCAUAUGUUCAAUACUCUCAGAAGCUGAUCCAUAUUUCAUUCAACUGUUUAGUAAACUUUAUGUCUUCUCUCUACGUACUCAGGCUUCCAAGCUAUGGUAACACACACAAAUAGGCGUCUAGAAGAGCAAACACAAUCCAUGUUAUAUAUCCAGCAAUGUUUUGUUCUAUGAAAUAGCUAGGAUAAGGAAUACUAGGCAGCGUGAAAAUACAGAGCAAAAAGUUCCCCUCUCCAGGGAAUUUACAUCCAGAUGGCUCAGAUGUAUAGAGAUACUUUCUCAGGGUAACAAGUUGCCUUGUGUCAGCUGACAGCAAUAUGCAUUUUCAGCAAAUGCAGAGUAAUUCAGGCUAAUUAAGCUCAUUCCCUUGCGGUAGCCUUUGAACCCAAAGACAGGAGACAACAGGUGAAUGGAAGUAGAUUGGGAAGCACAAGGACUGAAUAAGAAGGUUGGCUUUACAGGUGUUGGGCUCAGUAUUACAGCAGUAUAGUCAUUGUCAAGCUUCUUUUUUUUUUUUUUUUUUGGUAUUAGAGUUAAGAGGAGGCUUGAGAGGGGUAUUGAAGGAGGAUAACAAGGCAGCUUUGUGGACAUGAAGAAGGAGAUCUACCCAAGCAUGGGGGCAGCAGGGGAGAAAGCACAAAGAUCCUUGCUUGAAAAGGUAACAAAUGGGUGAUGGAGCCUACUGUCAGGGGCUGGCUGGAGGUGGGAGUUCUCCCCUCUGAAUAAAUGAAUGAGAAUGGGCUGGGAGGGGAUUAGGCUGAGAGUGCUUUGAAAGAAAAAGCAAGUAGAUUAUGUUUAUAUGACAGAAAAGGGGAAACUACAGCAAAGAGGAGUGACAAUGGUCAAAGCGAUGAGCAAAGAAAAAUGAUAGCAUCAAAAAUAUUCUUCAAUCUUUUCCAAAGCUUCUCUUUCAAUAAGCAGAAGGAAGGAGCGCAUUGUAUGGAUGGCUUUGUAUGCAUCCCUAUCAUAACCAGCUCCUCACAGUUGCUUUCUGAAACUCGGGAAUUACUGCUAGAAAUCUUCUAAGCCUGGCAUCUACCUUUGAGGUGAAGAGUUAUAUUGCCUGUGCCAGAAGAAUGUCCUUGUACUUUAUUCUAAGCAAACAGGACUAAUGUAUAUUUUCCUGCUUAGAGGAAAAAAGUCACUGGGAGUUGUUGUUACUCUUACUAGGAUGGACUUGUUGGUUUGUCGAUCCGUCCUAAUCGUUUAAAAUUCAGCUUAAAAAAUUACUCAUUGUGCUUAAAAACACUGUUUUCAUUGUGUGUUCAGAUGUACAGUUUUCAUUAUUUGCUUUUGAAAAAAAAAUACUGGCUCCUUUAAAAGGAUGUUUACUACCAGGCAGCCUUAUAGCAAAGCACACAUCUAUCCUUAGGCAACUAUAUUCCUCUAAAUCUGAAAAAGCAUAACUUUUGGCCACACUGAGGAUAUGCUGUAUUCUUAUAGGAACCGUCUGUUAUUGAUGCAAAGGCAAUAGUAGCGUAAUUCUGUCUUGUGUGAGAGAUCUGGGGCUUAGCUUGACCUCAUCUCUUCCCUCCUCUAUCAGUGGAGGCCAUUGGGAUGCACUGUUUCUUCCAUUCCUCUUGCAGAGAGCACAGCCAGCACUGCUGCUCUUGUGGCCACUGCCAGCUCAUAGCCACAUUGCUAUUUUGAAGGUCAUUCUUGAAGUCUUUUCUUUCUGCCUCCAACACAAAAGACACAUCUGCAGUUUGUUAGGAUGAGAAAUUAGAAAAGGUUGGUGUCAAUGCUAGUGAAUGGAUGAAUUUAACAGUGAAUUGUAAGCAGUGUCUGGAUAUUUGGGUGUCAGAGUGGCCUUAUUACUGUCUAUGCAAACAAAAGAUUUCGUAAUCAAUUGCAAAGCUGUAUGAUGAUUUUGAUGCGACAUAUACACAAGGUUGUGCUAAUCACUGACUGAAUGCAGUGUUUAGCCCUGUUGUGAACACUGUCAUUUCUUUAGUGCACAAAUCAUAUUAAGUCAACCACUGGCUAUAAUUUCUGGAAAUUGGUGGAAUAUUCCUAUAAAGGAGCACAAAGGAUUGUAAAGAUUGAAUGAGUUCAUUGUCUUAGUGACCAGUUGGGGAGGAGGAGGCUGCCGUUCUCUUUAUUAUUUUUUUUUUCUUCCUUUUAAAAAUACUUUAGUACAGCUGCACAGACACUGCAUAUCUUUGUAUCCCCACACAGUCACCAUGUUAAUAGAUGUUUGCUGGUUGUGGUCAGUUAAUUUAAAAAAGCUGGCAUACUACUAUUAUAGGUUGCAAUAGAUUAUUCUUGAAUCAAACUUAGUGUUGUUGCUUCAAACCAAACCUCCCCAGCCAUGACAAAAUUCGUUAUAGCUCUUUAAUCUAUAAUAGUGUUUGAAUGGAUGAACCUGAGAUGAUAUGAAAGGAAACUAAGUUGCUUAGAAUUUUCUCAAGCCAUUCAUCAUCUUUUCCCUACUUUCCACUUGCUACAUUCAUAGACUCAGUGAGGAGGUACUGCUGGCUCAGGAAUGUGGCACUUUAUUUUGUUGCAAAAAUGAAAAUAGAUUAUAGAGUGUUCACUGACAUGAUGAGCAUGAAUGGGGUCCUAAAAUAUAUUUCUCUCCUGAAAUGCAUCUUGUAUCCAUUUCUAUUAUACACAUGAAUUCAAGGGCGUCAACCUCUAUUCGAUAUGUUGCAAUUUCACAAAAAUUCCAGGGCCAUCCUUGACUCAGCCAGUCACUUGUUGCCUAACAGUGUGUUGGAGGCUAUAACUGUGCUCCCACAACUCACUUGCCCUGCAAUAGCUGUUGUAUCCCAGGCAUUGGCUGAUACGCCCAGCAGCAUCACUCUCCAACAAGAGCUUUAGCUCAAUUUUCAGACUGGAAUGGAGAGUCUGGAGAGGUACUGAAAAGCUUGAGAUGAGUCUGCUAGAAUAAGCUGAGCUGAGGCUCAUUAGUUUCUCUUUCUGGCUUUUAUGUCAGUAGAUGCCUGAUUCUUACAACUUAAAAACCAAUUGCAAGAGCAAAGGCUAAUAUUAAAAACAAAGCAAAACCCUUAAUGAUCCUGUGCAGAAAGAAUCCCCUUCUUAAGGCCCAGGAAGCCUCUGCUCCAGGAAACUCUCUGGCCUUCAGUCCAGCAGACUAGGGAGACAGCAUACCCAACCUUCAGCUCUCACUGCUCUGAAUUAGUGAGGCUGGAGAACCCUCUGUGAUCUGCAUUCACAGACCAGCACAGUAGCAUUCCAGCAAAAGUAGGGUGAGAUCUUUAGACCUCCCCAGAAAUCAACUGCACGACACUGCCAUUGUCCUUUUUCCUUCUACUUUUGACAAAAGCAGAGUUUCUGGUCAAAAUGGGAGAGAAAGAGAUGUUUGAGAGCUGCUCUGAAAGUAAUGCCUCCUAUUUUAUUAUAUUGGCCGGUGAUGUCUGAGGUGAAUGUUGGUGGCACGGCACUAGAGGUUGAACCUUCCUGCAAUUAUUCCAUUAUAUUCUGUUACUGUACAACAGAUGGCAGCAGAAGGGCAGUCUGACAGAAUGGAACCUGAUGUGGAAGUAUGUAUGAAGCAAAGGUCAUUGAAUUCCUCCAUGCAGAAGAAAGUUGCACCCUCUGACAUUCAUCAGUGUUUGCUGAACAUUUAUGGAGACCAAACAGUGAAUGUCAGCACAGUGAGGUGGUGGGUGGUGCAUUUCAGUAGUGGUAACAGUGACAUGAAAGGCAACUCACUUUCCAGAUGGCCAUGCACAGCUGUCACACCAGAAUAUGAAGAGCAUCUCAGUCAGUUCAUCCACGUGAACUGGCGCAUUAUAACCGGGAAACUGUGUACAGAGCUGAAUGUCAGCUUCAGUGCUUGGAAGCAAUGGUGGCAAUGUCGGCAUAUUGCAGAGUUUGCUCCAGGUAGGUCCUGGGAAUGCUCCCACAGGAACAGAAAGAACACUGUAGGCAGGUUUGUCAGGACCUAUUGAACCAAUGUGAGACUGAAGGUGAUGCUUUCCUGGAGCGUAUCAUUACCAGUGACAAGAUAUAGUGUCAUCACUACAAGCUUAAACUUUCAGAAGCCAGAGAUGAAGUCAGUUUUUCUCUUGCAACUCAAUAGUGCCACGGCCCAUACCAGUUUGAAGACUGUUUGAAGACGUUGCCAGUCUUGGCUGAAUUGUCCUACCACAUCCACCAGAUAGUCUGGUGCCUUCUGACUUCCAUCUGUUAGGGAUAAAAGUGGGCUGUGUUGGCAUCACUUUCCCAGCAAUGAUUCCAUCACAGCAGCUGCAAAACAGUGUAUCACCUCCACUGGUGUGGAUUUUUACAAGCCUGUCACUCAGUUUCUUCUUCAUCACAGGUGAAAAUGCACAGCUAAUGGUGGUGACAACAUUGAAAAAACAGUAUUUUGUAGCUGAGAAUUUUCUCUAUCAAACAGUGUUAUUGUGCUGGUUGUAUCUGUUGUAGCUUCCAUAGAAAUAAAUAGGAGGCAUUACUUUCAGAGUGACCUACAUAUAUGCACCUAUUGUCCAUUACCUUUUCUCAUCUAUCUGAAUAGUUAUGUGGCCAUGCUUCAGGGAGCUGUGAGGAACAGAUCCAAAUGCCUGCUUCUACGAAUAACCUGAAUUUGGAAUUGAGUAAUUACAACAAAUGACACUGAGAUGCCUUUGCUGGGAGAGUCAAUAGAUAUAAAAUUCAGGUGAUGUGUGAAAUGUGAAUUUUCUGUCUAAAUAGCAAAGAAGCAUGAUUAUUAAAGGGCUUUUGCUUUUUCUGGAGUGGAAUGAGUGUGUGCUAAUUUCUUCUAUGCUUUAUUAUGUAAAAACAAUUGGUUUGCAGGUUCAUUUAUGCUUGGAAAACUUUUGAACUCUUGGAAUCUUGUAGGAUGAGAAGAUGGUUUCCUACCCAUUGUCAUGUCUGAGCUUGAGGAAAGUUCCUACACAGAGUAUUAUUUGUCACGCACUGGAAAGCCAGCACAUUCUUUCCCCAUUCAACGCAUUGAGCUAUAGAGACAUAGCCUUAUCGCAGGUCAUAAGCAUGUGCGAGGGAUGGAGAAGUAAAAUGUAUACCGUUUUUUAUCUCCCCGUGUUUGAAUUCUACACACACAUCACUUCCAAGUAUUAUGAGAACGAAAAAUAUCAGGCCAGUGAGAAAAUUCUCUAAUGGUGAAGAUUUUUAAAAACACACGGAUUGCUUCCAUGAGGAAUUUAGAAUGAAAAAUGUGAUGUUAUAGUCAGUCAUUAACAUUUGUUGAACAUUCUACUUAUUAUUAGUGUUUCGUAUACUUCUGGUUCAAACAUUUCAUGGAAAAAGAGUGGAAUAAAUGGGGUAACACUAACCAGAUGGUCCUGUAUGUGGAAUUUCUAAAGCUUUUUGUGUACUUUAUGUCGAAGAUAACAAAUCACACAGGUCAACAGCUAGUGUCAGCUAGUGAGAAAUGAUUGUACAUUUUAAGGAAGAAAAGCUCUUGAGGUCUUAGUCACAUUGGUGUCAGGGAUUCAAUUUUGCGAUUUUCACGUGGAAAUGAAGAUGCUUCCAAGUGUGGCACAAAGCAGAAGAA